GUGAGGACUAUUUUACUGGUAUUUGGUUGACUACUUGUGUACUGUGUGCCAUGGUUGACAAAAAUAGGAAACUAAAAGCUAACGCAAAUAUAGAAGCCUAUGGUUUUGUCCGUCCCUGGUUAGCCUUGGUGGUAGGCCUCGAUUCUGAAGACACACUCAGGCACGCGACAAUAAGUCCCACAAACCAUUGCGUUUCCACCUGACAUCGUUGGUCUGUGUACGUUGCCAAGGAGAAGCGCCACACACCUUAUCGGAACACUAAGGACGCUACUUGCAUUUUAUCUCAAGAAACUUCAGUGCUAUCUACAAGCUCAGAAAACAGUGGGAGGAACAACACCCUAAAAUGAUAUGCCAGCAUCAGGAAGGAGUGUAACAUUUGGCUGACCUCCAGUGUGGCGAUCAGGAGAGAGCAAUGGCACCGUUCCUGUGUGACCUAUUGUGAAUCCCACCCAUGAAGAACAUCACAUAUUGACAUAGUGAGCGAGAAAGAGAGGACUGGUAGAACUAUCAUUUAGGAGAGAGAAGCACCCUGCAACUCCCCCAAGCUGAUGAUUCUGAGACAAUGAAUCGCUACACGCAGCUGAAGCAGUUGGGAGAUGGCACCUAUGGCAGCGUGCUGAUGGGGAAAAGCAACGAGUCGGGAGAACUGGUGGCCAUCAAGAGAAUGAAGAGGAAGUUUUAUUCGUGGGAAGAGUGCAUGAAUCUGAGAGAAGUAAAGUCCCUGAAGAAGCUGAAUCAUGCCAACGUGGUGAAGUUAAAGGAAGUCAUCAGAGAAAACGACCACCUGUACUUUGUCUUUGAAUACAUGAAAGAAAAUCUCUAUCAGCUCAUGAAGGACAGGGAAAAUAAGAUGUUCACUGAGAAUGAAAUUAGGAACAUCAUGUUCCAAGUGCUGUCUGGUAUGGCGUUUGUGCACAAGCAUGGAUUCUUCCACCGGGAUAUGAAACCUGAAAACCUGCUCUGCAUGGGCCCAGAGCUAGUCAAGAUAGCCGACUUUGGAUUGGCCAGAGAGAUCCGCUCCCGCCCCCCAUACACGGACUACGUGUCCACAAGAUGGUAUCGCGCCCCAGAGGUGCUGCUCAGGUCGUCCAUCUACAGCUCUCCCAUAGACAUGUGGGCAGUGGGCUGCAUCAUGGCUGAGCUCUACACACUUAGGCCUCUGUUCCCCGGGAACAGCGAGGUGGACGAGAUCUUCAAGAUCUGCCAGGUUCUGGGGACAGUCAAGAAGUCUGACUGGCCGGAGGGAUACCAGCUGGCCUCGGCCAUGAACUUCCGCUUCCCUCAGUGUGUGCCCACCCACCUGAAGACCCUCAUCCCCAACGCCAGCACAGAGGCCAUCGCCCUGAUGAAGGACCUGCUCAUGUGGGACCCUAAGAAGAGACCCACGGCCGUGCAGGCUCUGCGGUACCCUUACUUCCAGGUGGGUCAGGUGUUGGGGCCUCGGCCCGGGAGUGAGAUACGCAAGGCCACGGUGAGGACUCAAUCCCGAGGCUCAUCAGAGCCGAAAGGUGAGCUGCAGUCCUCUUCAGGAGACUCUUCUGCCCGGACGUCUCAGGGCAACCACCCCAAAGCUUCCAGCAGACACCACCAGGCCCCCCAACAGCCCCUCCAGCAGACAGACCAUCAGAUUGACCAGACAUCUCCACAUGGCCAAGUCACUAACUCCAACACGAAGCCAUCUGUCGUGGUGGGGACUGGGAGUGAGAACAGUGCAGCGGUGGGUCUGAAGAGCGGGCGGAGGCGCUGGGGCCAGACAGUGAUAAAGGCAACAGAGAGCUGGGAUGAGUCAGAACCUUCUGAGACCUCCGUGUCCCACUCCAAGAAACCCAGCCUGGGAUCAGAGGAGGAGAAGGGCCCAAAGGACCAUAGUAAUCCACAAUCCAAAGAGCAAAAACCGAUAUACUCGUUCAGCACUGUUACUAAGUUACCAAGCAAUAUUAAGAAGGGCCAAAUGGACUCCAGUCUCCCGGGCUCCUCAGCAAGACAACAUUACCUUAGUCAAUCAAGAUAUCUGCCUGGGUUGAUCGGCAAGAACUCUGUAGACAAGGAGCCCGGUGGGCCGACACUUCGAGAUCUGUGGGACAACACCACCAAUAUCAACAGUAAACCCCUCGGCCCCAUUGGAGCUGGUUUGUCCGUCACCAGAGUCAACGCAGGAAACUUUGUCAGUACAAAGUACAAUCUGUCUGGAGGUUAUGUUCCCUCCUUUCAGAAGAAAGAGGUCGGCUCUGUGGGUCAAAGGAUCCAGCUUGCUCCUCUUGCCGGCCAGCACACAAUUGAUCUUGCUACUCCUGAUAACAAAAAUGUCAAACCAAAACCUUCAAAGACAAAGUCCACCUCGCCCAUGAGUGAAAACACUGAAGAUUAUGACGGCUGGAAAAGAAGGGCGGACAAGCCUCAAAUGAAAGGCCAGGACUACUCUGCCCUGGGGAAAACCUCUGGCAACCUUCUGACUAGAGGUCCACCUGUACAGCCAGUCCAUGGGAGGGUAGACUGGGCAUCCAAGUACGGAGGCAAUCGGUAGUGCAUCAAGAGAUGCUGUUAAACCAACUCACAGGUUUAGCCAGUCUUUGCACUGAGAAGGAAAACCUUUUGUAGCUCUGCUCUGAAUUUUACUACCCUCAGUGAAUGUACUUCUGAAAGACCUCCAAUACAUUAUUAGAACUAAGUAACACAUGUACUGGGAUGUUCAAAGAGAUAUAUACAUGUUUGUUUUAUACUGGCAUCAUUGGGUGAUGUAUGAAGGCAAGACAUACGCCAGGAGGCCUGAUCCCUGUAACUUCAACAGAAGACCCGGCGCCAUCUAUUGCAGUGUUUUCCAACUCCAGUCCUUCAGUACCCUCAACAGUACAUACUGUUGUUGUAGCCCCGACAAAAAUACCUGAUUCUACUUGUCAACUAAUCAUCAAGCCCUUGACAAGUAGAAUCAGGUGUGCUAGUCUUGUGCCACAACAAAUAUGUACUUGAGGAGCAGAGUUGGGAAACACUGAUCUACUGUAUGGUAAUUGAUGAUAGACUGGCUGAUAGGGCUGCUCUAAAGUAUCCCUCAAAGAUAACCAUGUCCUGAUGCCCAUUGGGUGUUGUCUGGAUUGAGUCUGAUGCCGAAACAUGACAUUUGUCUUACAAUCGGUUUUAUGAUACGAUUAGAACCAAUAAUGGUGGAUUUUGUAUUUUAGAUUUUUAUAAUGUAGUUAUAUUCUGUUUAUUUUUUAACUUUUGUUUACAUUACUCAAAUGAAAUUAUAUAAGGAAAUGUUUCCUAAAACUUAUUGUAAAGGUUUAUCACUCGUUGUAAUCUCUUGAAUAGCCACUUACUGUAUCAGUGGCUAAAGAAGUGUUGACUUCAGUUAUUAUGACAAUCCACGCUUAAGAUGCAGCUAUUAAACACUGGCCAUUUUUUAAAACCU
Molecule: messenger RNA, 3406 nt
Organism: Salvelinus sp. IW2-2015
Lineage: Eukaryota; Metazoa; Chordata; Actinopteri; Salmoniformes; Salmonidae
Gene: mak
Product: male germ cell-associated kinase
Biological process (GO): cilium assembly; intracellular signal transduction; intraciliary transport
Cellular component (GO): cytoplasm; nucleus; cilium
Molecular function (GO): protein serine/threonine kinase activity; ATP binding
Source: RefSeq, a predicted model, not a curated record